Molecule: messenger RNA, 1614 nt
Organism: Pararge aegeria (speckled wood butterfly)
Lineage: Eukaryota; Metazoa; Arthropoda; Insecta; Lepidoptera; Nymphalidae
Product: phenoloxidase-activating enzyme-like
Exons: 6
Coding region: 75-1331 (418 amino acids)
Biological process (GO): proteolysis
Molecular function (GO): serine-type endopeptidase activity
Source: RefSeq, a predicted model, not a curated record
GUUGCGCGUGGCGGACCAUACCAACAAGACAGGUUUCUGUGUUUUCCUUAUACGUAACAACGCUGUCAGAUAAUAUGGAGAUCGCAUUUAAAAUAUGUAGUUUUGCUGUGUAUUUGUUGUACAUGUUGGAAAUUAUUGAAGCACAGAAACCAUGCAAAGUACCAAACGGAGACGCGGGAACCUGCAUAAAUAUCGCAAACUGUCAACCAUUGUUGAAACUUUUCAAGAAGAAACACCAGACCCCGCAUGAACACAUGUACGUGCAGCAAGCUUACUGCGGCGGGCGUGUACCAGGGAAACAUAAAGUUUGCUGCCCACCACAGUCUACAUGGGAUACAUUGGCUACAAAUCCCGUGCUUUUUCCGCGUGCACCGGCGGUAAUGCCAACACAAACGCCGAUAACAAACAGACCAUUGUUUACAAACCAGGGGCCAUCAUCCCCUCUAGAGCCCGCAGUUUUGACAAUACCAUCCGACGAAUUAGGCACAAGAAUCUUUCCAGAAGAAGCCAACUAUCCAGAAGAGGAAGAUAUGAGCACGCUUUGCGGGCUCGAUACGUCAAGUGCAAACAAAAUUGUCGGUGGCGGGGAGACCAUGAUUGACCAAUAUCCGUGGCUGGCUCUUUUGGAAUACGCCGGAGAAACGCUAUCUUGUGGAGGAAGUCUCAUUAGCCACAAGCAUGUAUUGACCGCAGCGCAUUGCCUUAGCACUUUAGUCUUUGGGAAACCGUUGAAGGUGCGACUUGCUGAGUAUAAUACUACAUCCUCUCCAACUGACUUUGUGGAACAAGAUGGCGGUGGAACGGACAAUAUAACUGUGAAAAUCAUAGAUAUUAAAGCUAUGUACAAGCACCCAAAUUAUAAUCGGGCACUUAAGAUACACGACAUCGGUCUUAUUGAGAUGGUGGAACGAGUUAUGUUUAGCGAAUUCAUCAAGGUUAUAUGCUUGCCGGACAGGGACUUCAUACCGAAGUUUACGCCGUCCACCAACUUCACUAUUGCCGGUUGGGGCAGUACGGAAAACGCUACCGAGAGUGAUAUAAAGCUAGAAGUCUCUAUACCUUAUGCAACUUGCGAGCAACGCGAGAGGGUGCAAGAUACAGAUGUGAUGGGCACGCAAAUCUGUGCUGGCGGUGCAAAGGGAAAAGAUUCCUGCAGCGGGGACUCUGGAGGGCCUCUGAUGUAUGAAUACAAUGAUAAAUAUUACGUUAUUGGAAUCAUCAGCUUUGGGAAUAGACAUUGUGGUACGGCAGGCAGCCCAGCUACGCACACAAACGUAUUCCAAUAUAUUUCCUGGAUAAAAAAUGUCAUGAGUGGCAUAAACAAGAAUUGACGUAUCGGAUCAAUUGAUUAAUUAGAAAAAUCUGACCAAAGUUUAUAGAUAAGGCUGCCAUUGUAAAGUUGCUUAGGCAAACUCUUCGUUAACAUUUAUAUUUAAUUUAAUAAUAAUAAUACAAUAAUUUAUUCUCUGAAAUUACAUUAAUACACUAAGAUUUGAUAGCUCAACUACUGCUGAUAACUAAACUAAAUAAAUAGUUGUACGUCAGCUGUCAGUGUUUUACCCUGUAUCUACAGUUUUAUGUUGGGAGUAAGUAAAUACAACAGCUUACCUCUUG